CCAUGGGGAGGAUAAUUCGUCUCUCCAACAAGGAAACUGCAAACCUGUUUUAAAUGAGAUGACGUCGGGCAUCCAGUGUUUACUCCCAACCUUGAGUUUGGUUUCACUUUUACUAUGCCUCCGAACCCAUUUUGUGUUCAGUCACCCACCGGUCACAACCCGUCCUCCUGACGCAGCUCAACCAUGGAAUCUGCAUGGGAUUCCUGGUGAUGGUUAUUACACUGAAGUGGAAAUUGGGACUCCACCACAGAAGUUCAAUCUUUUGGUGGACACUGGUAGCAGUAAUCUGGCAAUAGCAGGGGCUCCCCAUGAAGAACUCGAGAGUUACUACGUCCAUCAGAGCUCCUCAUCAUAUGUUGACCUCGGCAAGGAUGUCAAAGUGGUGUACACCCAGGGUAGCUGGCAAGGGCACUUAGGACGUGAUCUGGUCUGGUUUCCAAAGCUUCCGAACACAGAGCCACUGGUCACCGAUCUGGCUCUCAUUACUUCCUCGGACAACUUUUAUGUUAAUAAUUCCCAUUGGCAGGGUAUCAUAGGCCUGGCAUUUGCGGCCCUAGCCCAGCCGAAAGGUGAUGUUGUUCCAUGGUUUGACGGCCUCACUGCCAAAAACCACACAGCUAACACUUUCACUGUCCAGUUGUGUGGGCCCUUCAGACAAGGCAAUGUCACUCGCCACCAAGGAAAGCUUUACAUUGGAUCUGAUGCCGGUGAUUGUCCUGCACCAUCAGUCACAAGCCCAAUAAGAAGGCCAUGGUUUUAUGAGGUCCUUGUCGUUGCCAUGGCCAUAGGCAAGAAAGUCUUAGACAUACCAUGUGUCCAGUACAACACUGCCAGCAGCAUUGUUGACUCUGGCACAUCCAACCUUCGAUUACCCUCAGAGGUUUUCAAAGCUGUGCUCUCGGAGUUACGCAGACAGACGUCGGCAACAGAGCCCCCCCUGCCGGAAGAUUUUUGGUCUGGAAGUGAGGAGAUCUGCUGGCAGCCAGAUCACCAGGUAUGGGAUGCAUUUCCAAACAUAACAGUCCAUCUGGCCCACAGUAACAGCUCAGCUUUCACCAUCACCAUACCACCAUUGUCGUACCUCAGGCCAGCUCUAGACGUUUCUGAGACGGGAGAUUGCUGGGUGCUGGGGAUCGAGGAGUCACACACGGGCACAGUGCUAGGCGCUGUUAUCUUAGAAGGACUCUGUGUAACAUUUGACCGUGCUCAUGCCAUAGUUGGAUUUGCUGAAUCAUCAUGUGGACCAGAUGUGAAACUGAGCAGCAUUUACAAUGGAUCAGACUGGCAUUCAUGCGUUUACAUCCCAAGUACGGUGGAUGGGCUGACACUCGCCUCCUACAUCAUGCUGGGACUGUUGGCACUCCUCUCAGUGCCACUGGUGCUCGCUGCUCUACGCUGGGCCUGGAGGUCAUUUGUAGUGCCAAGGCUCAACCCAGAAGUGCCAUUCCUGACCCUGGACGAGACCAACACCUGAGACACCUGGGCAUUAGGGGUUUGGCAUUGUAUUUCUUGAUGUUUUGGUGUUCAGUCACAGGUGUUCAGAGCUGGAAGCCAGGUGUCUGCGUGUGCAUGUUUGGAAAGUCGUGAGUUUUCCACCGUAGUAAAUUUUGAAAGGGGUAGGCGAAGAAAGUGGUUUUCUGUCAUUUGUUUUUGAGGGGAUUUUGUUGUCUUGC
Messenger RNA from Penaeus monodon (black tiger shrimp), 1673 nucleotides. Its product is annotated as beta-secretase 1-like. Gene Ontology annotation, biological process: membrane protein ectodomain proteolysis; amyloid-beta metabolic process. Gene Ontology annotation, molecular function: aspartic-type endopeptidase activity. NCBI's taxonomy places the organism in Eukaryota, Metazoa, Arthropoda, Malacostraca, Decapoda, Penaeidae. The coding region runs from base 59 to 1474 and encodes 471 amino acids. Gene Ontology annotation, cellular component: trans-Golgi network; endosome; membrane. The transcript is spliced from 10 exons. The record is from RefSeq and is a predicted model, not a curated record.